Molecule: messenger RNA, 1056 nt
Organism: Pseudophryne corroboree (corroboree frog)
Lineage: Eukaryota; Metazoa; Chordata; Amphibia; Anura; Myobatrachidae
Product: probable G-protein coupled receptor 25
Exons: 1
Coding region: 1-1056 (351 amino acids)
Biological process (GO): immune response; calcium-mediated signaling; positive regulation of cytosolic calcium ion concentration
Cellular component (GO): external side of plasma membrane; membrane
Molecular function (GO): C-C chemokine binding; C-C chemokine receptor activity
Source: RefSeq, a predicted model, not a curated record
AUGGCCACGGAGUCUUGGACUGAAAACUACUAUGACGUGGAUUAUGAUGAGCCGGUGAAGGCUUGCCAGUUUGAAGAGCUGCCUCAUGCCCGCUGGAUUCUCCCAACUCUCUACUCCGUCUUUUUCCUGGUUGGGCUCGCUGGCAACGUGGUGGUGAUUGUGGUAGUGUCCAGGCGCAGCUCACGCCGGGCAGACACCUUCAUUCUCAACCUUGCCGUCUCCGACCUGCUCUUUGUAAUGACGCUGCCCCUGUGGGCAUCUUCCCUGGCACAAGGAGGAUACUGGCCAUUUGGGGCUGCCCUUUGCCGAGCCAGUGGCUUCAUCAUUGCAGUCACCCGUUGCGCCAGUUCUUUCCUCAUGGCGAUCAUGAGUGUGGACCGCUACUUUGCCGUGAUAAAGGGAGUGAAGGUGCAUCCACUCCGCGUGCGAUCCUGCUCUCUCGUGGUCUGCUGUUCAAUUUGGGCCUUGUCCGUCCUCGUUGGCUGCCCGUCGCUGGUGAGUCGGCACCUUAGCAACACCACCGCCUGUGUGGACUCCGACUCACCUAUCAGUCUUGGAUUCAAGAUGGCAGUCAUUCUCCUGACAUUUGUGUUGCCGUUUGCCAUCGUGCUAUACUGCUACUCCAGAAUGACCAAGUACCUGUGGAACUAUUUUGGCAGCCACGUAAGUGCGUCGAUGACUGCUGGGAAGCCACGGCGUGGGCACAGCUGGCUGCGCAUUGUGUCCUGUGUGGUUGGGGCGUACUGCUUCUCUUGGCUUCCUUUUAACGCUCUUAAUGCUCUCUGGGUGAUGUCUCAGUUGGGGGCAGAUAUGCCCUGCUCUGUCAGGGUUACCAUAUACCAGGCCCUGAAUGCCGCAGCUGCCCUUGCCUUCGCCAACAGCUGCACCAACCCCCUCAUCUAUGCCUUGCUGGAUGCUGGCUUCAGACGCCGGGCACAGUCAGCUCUGCCAGGGUUGUGCCUUGCCUGUCGUUCAAUACUGCCUAUGCCGGGCUGGAGCGUACCAACCAACAGUGCCACCAUAGAAAGUACCAGCAGUUACACGGACAACCGAUGA